AAACGUCAGACGAUCAUCAAUAAAUAAAUAAAUCAAUUUUAUAUAACAGAAAGAACAAAAGUUAAUCAAUAAGUCGUCUUCAAUUCCCCGACGACUAUUCGAAUUCAUCCUACGUUUUAUUUAAUCGUUCUUGUUUGUCAACACCUUUUUUUUUUCCACACACACAGUUGAUUGAAUCCGCAGGUGUAGGCGAGGAUCGUGUUCUGUAUUUUGUCAAGAGUAUUGUGUUUUGUUGAGACUUUUUAACAAUGAGUGUGAUUGGGUUUGAUAUUGGGAAUGAGAGCUGUGUUAUUGCUGCUGCGAAACGUGGUGGGAUUGAUGUAUUGUUGAAUGAUGAAUCAAAGCGUGAGACGCCAUCUGUGGUGUCAUUUGGUGAGAAGCAAAGGUUUUUGGGCUCUGCAGGGGCUGCAUCUGCUACUGCCAAUCCAAAAUCAACCAUAUCUCAGGUCAAGAGGUUAAUUGGUAGGGUGUAUAAGGACCCGGUUGUGCAGGAAGAUCUUAAGUUGCUCCCUUUCGUGACUAGUGAGGGGCCUCGUGGUGGAAUCUUGAUUGAGUUGGAGUACUUGAAACAGAAAAUGAAGUUUACUCCUGUAGAGAUUUUGGGGAUGUUGUUUACACAUCUAAAGCAGAUAGCAGAAAAAAAUCUUGAAUCUGCUGUUGUAGACUGUGUGAUUGGGAUUCCAUCUUAUUUUACGGACUUGCAAAGACGUGAGUACCUUGAUGCUGCAUUUAUUGCUGGCUUAAAUCCUUUGAGGUUGAUGCAUGAUUGUACUGCUACUGCAUUAGGUUACGGCAUGUACAAGACUGAUCUCUCCGAUUCAGGGCAAACAAAUGUUGUAUUUGUUGACAUUGGGCAUUGUGACACUCAGGUGACCGUUGCCGCUUUUCAAGAAGGCAAAAUGAAAAUAUUGUCUCAUUCGUUUGAUCAGAACUUGGGAGGUAGAGAUUUUGAUGAAGUUUUAUUCACGUAUUUUGCAACACAGUUUAAAGAGAAACAAAAUAUCGAUGUUUAUUCCAAUGCCCGUGCUUCUGUAAGACUUAGAACAUCAUGUGAGAAAGUGAAGAAAGUUCUGAGUGCUAAUGCAGAAGCACCACUUAGUAUUGAUUGUCUAAUUGGAGAUCAAGAUGUGAGAGGAAUAAUAACGAGGGAAGAGUUUGAGAAACUGUCAUCUGAUUUGUUAAAAAGAGUUACGGUGCCUUGUCUUAAGGCCUUAGAGGACUCUGGCCUAACCAUUGAUAAGCUAUCUACUAUUGAGCUUGUUGGUUCUGGAUCCCGUAUACCAGCUAUUACCAAAAUUUUAACUUCUUUUUUUCAGAAAGAACCAACAAGAACUCUAAAUGCUAGUGAAUGUGUUGCUAGAGGAUGUGCUCUUCGUUGUGCAAUGCUUAGCCCUACUCAAAAAGUUCGAGACUAUAAGGUUAAAGAUAUAUUUCCUUACUCAAUAGCUCUUCCUUUAGAUGAACUGGAAGACAAAUCACAUCAAGAGUUGAUGAUCUUUCCAAAAGGGAGUCCAUUGCCAUGCCAUUUUUUGCUUAAACAUCAUGGAAAAAAUUCAUUUUAUUUCCAGGUUUUAUACUCCAACAAGAUGGAUGUCCCUACAGGAAUAUCACCUAUAGUUGGUCGCUUUUCUAUCGGAUCGUCUGAAACUCCUGCUUCAGAACAGGCGAAUGUUGAAUUAAAGAUGAAGCUUAAUGACCAUGGAAUUGUUGAAAUAAAAUCGGCAUCACUUGUAGAAGAGCAACGCCAUGCUUUUCUGGAUUACUUUGCUUACCCGCAGAGGAUGGUGGUUGAUAAUCUUGCAUAUUCUGACAAUUUAGAUGUUGCUACUACGGAAGAUGAGCUACUUAAAGCUCAAGAAAAAGAAUUAAUGUUGUCAGAGCAAGAUAAAAAGGUGGAGCAAACUAAGGACGAAAGGAACACCCUGGAGUCUUUUGUCUACGACACUCGUAGCAAGCUUUUGAGUGCCUACCGGAGCUUUGUCACAGAUUCAGAGAAGGAGGAAAUCACAAAUCUGUUGCAAAAAACUGAAGACAGGCUAUAUGAAGACAGCGAUGAUGAAUGUGAAGAAGACUAUACUGGAAAACUUAAAUAUCUUAAAAAGUUAUUGGAUCCAAUUGAAAGGAGAUACAACUCACACAAUGAGCAAAAAGCCAGAGCAGAAGUUACAAAAGCUAUGCAAACAUGCAUCGAAAAAUAUCGUUCAGGCGCAAAAUUAAUGUCGCCUUCUCACAAGAAGGCUGAGCUUUUAAAGGAAUGCAAUAGAGCUCAGGAGUGGUUGAAUCGUCAACAGACCAUACCUCGGAUUAAAGAGGUCAUAGUAUUAUUUGAGGGGAAUUGCAAAGACAUAAUCGGGUCCCAACCUAAAUUCGCUAAUCACGAUAAAUCCAUGCAUCCAGACCAAAGGGACCGGCCAAUCGUCUCGAACCAAAGAGAUCAACCUGUGAACUCGGAACUAAGGGAACAACCUGGGAAAUCUCGCCAAAGGGACCAACCCAUGGAUUCAAGCCAAAGUGACCAACUUGUGGAUUCGAACGAAAGUCAUCAGCAUGCGGACCAUAGAGAUCUACCAGUGGACUUAAACCAAAGGGACCGUCCUGUGGACUCAGACCCAAGAAGCAAACUCGUGAACUCAAACCCAAGGAGCAAACCCGCGGACUCAAACCCAAGGAGCAAACCCACGGAAUCGAAACAAAGGAACAAACCCGUCGACUCGAACGAAAGGAACAAACCUGUGGACCCGAACCAAAUGGAACAAGCCGCGGCUUUGGACCAAAGAAACAAAUCCGUGGACUCAAUGCAAAGGAACAAACAUGUGGACUUAAAACAGAGAAACAAACCCCCGAUGGCUUUAAACCAUAUGAAGCAAGCUGUGGGCAUGGACCAACCUGAUGACAUGGAACUCGAUUAAAGAUGUGAAUAUUUUUAGACUGGUGGGAGAAUAUUCAGGUAUCCUACUUUCCUUGACUGCUUUUAUGGAUUGGCGUAUUGGUUACUUUGACCUGUAUCAACCGAAAAACAAGAAAAGCAAGUCAUACUUUAGAGGUGAAAAUGGAAUUCUAGCUACUUUUGUGCUUUCAUGGUCAUUAGUGUUUUUUUCUUCUUUUUCUUUUGAAAACUUUGACUUUACAUCCGUGAUCUACAUGUACUUUCAUUCAGACAUAUGCUACUGGACACAUUCAAAGUAUAUGCGUUAAUUUGAUAAUUCAGCACUAUUUUUAUGA
Molecule: messenger RNA, 3222 nt
Organism: Erigeron canadensis
Lineage: Eukaryota; Viridiplantae; Streptophyta; Magnoliopsida; Asterales; Asteraceae
Product: heat shock 70 kDa protein 16-like
Exons: 9
Coding region: 249-2909 (886 amino acids)
Biological process (GO): protein folding
Cellular component (GO): cytosol; nucleus
Molecular function (GO): ATP binding; ATP-dependent protein folding chaperone
Source: RefSeq, a predicted model, not a curated record